UAUAUCGUUACUCUUCUGAACCCAUCAAAAUCUCAUUUAGGAUAGCUUGGUGUGAAUGAUCGAUCCAAGUAACCGUUCGUCUGCUGAUGGGAUAGAAGUAGUACACUAGAAUUGUGUUCAUGAAAACGAUAUACUUUUGGAGAUGAUACUGGUGUUUUGAAUGGUGUAGAUGUAGACCCCAGUGUUGCUGAAAUUACAGAAAUGGCAUCUCCAAAUGGAAAUGUUGAAAAUUUUGAUGAGUUGGAUGGCGCUGCAACUGAUAACUCAUCUGUGGUGGAAAUCAGGGAAGUAGCAAAUGGCAGCAGCAAUGGCAACAAUGUGGACAAUUCUAAUGAUAAGGAUGUUACUACAGUAGAGGAUCAAUCAAGGCAAUUAAGAGCUCAAAAGGGUCCUGUGAAGGAAAAGUGCACAAAGCCCACAGGUUCGAAAGGUGUUCAUACAAACUCGGUGAAAAGAUUCCAAGAUGGAAAAGAUGAACAUGCAUCAUCUGCUGUUUCAAAUGGUACUUCAGCUUCAGAACCCCACCCUAGGCAGCCUGCCAAAAUCAGAUCGUAUGAUGACAAGGAAACUCUGUUGUCGAAGCACCCUGGAAAAUCUGAUCCAGUGUCUUCUGAAGUACCACUGGACAAAGCUAAACCAAGAUCAUUGAAGAAAGGGCCCGCUGAAAAUGUUCAAGGAGGAACAGAAUGUUCUUUUCCUACUGCAGAAGAUGCUAAACCUCGCAGGGUUGGGGCACUUCCCAAUUAUGGAUUCAGCUUCAAAUGUGAUGAGCGAGCUGAGAGAAGAAAACAGUUUUACUCAAAGCUCGAGGAAAAGAUUCAUGCAAAGGAAGUGGAGGAGAAUAACCUACAAGCAAAAACCAAGGAGACCCAAGAAGCUGAGAUUAAGAUGCUUAGGAAGAGUCUUGCAUUUAAAGCAACUCCAAUGCCUAGUUUUUACCAGGAGCCUACUCCUCCUAGGGUCGAGUUAAAGAAGAUACCAACUACAAGAGCGAAAUCCCCCAAGCUUGGUCGUAGGAAGAGCGCAACACAUCCAGGGUCAGAAGGAGACGCUAUCAGCAGUGCUCAAGUAGGUCGUUUAAGCCUCGAUGAGAAAGCGUCUCAGAGUACACCAACUAAAGGAAUUUCUCCUGUCAAUCAAAAGAAGCCGCAGCGAAAAUCUCUUCCUCCUCGACUGGCUUCUGAAAAGAGUAGUCAAUCCAAUUCAUCUACUGCGCGGACUCCAUCUAAGAUCACAAAAACCCCCAUAUCUAGUGUAGCGACUAAAGUUACCACCUUGUCCAAUUCAACAGUGAAAGAUAAGGUCAAGGUGGCUGAGGCCAAUGAAGAAAACAACAUCUUGUCCCAUGAAAAAAGCAAAGUUCCACCUCUGAAUGCGGCUCCCAGUUCCAUGGACAAGCCAAGUGAAGCCGAGUUGUGCACAAAUGGCAAUGUACUCAGAGAAGAGAAACAAGAACAAGAACGAACCUUUGUACAACAAGAACCCAUAGCGACCGAGAAUUAAGUAAGUGGCAGGAGCAGAACUGAGAAACCUACUAUCCAGAGCAGUUCAUUCGUCUUGUGGAUAUUGCAGAAGCAUAUGACUGAGAUUAUUUAACAACAAAGGCCUGCAGAUUUGCAUUAUGGUUUGUAAUGUCAAUUUGUCGAAGCAGCAUUGUCUCGCGUUGUUCGCUCACUCCCGAAACACCGUCUUUCAAAAGUCAGAGAGAAAAUUAAACUACAAGGAUAAUGACUGCUCACAAUACUACAUCCAUAUGCCGAGGCGCAUAGUGUCCGCCACCUAUCCCAAGAAGGACUUUCUUCUUAUCAUUCUCCCUACAAGAUCAUGAGAUAUAGAUUCAGGUUAGAAGUUAGAACAAACUUUGAAAAAUGUAGCACAAAGAUAUUACAUUAAAGAAACAAACAUGAUUUUUCUCAAGAACUAUAUUCCAUAGGAUGCAUUAUGCAAUGUUGGCAGCAUUAGAACAAUUUAAAAGAUAUCAAGAGCAGAUGCUAAA
Arachis ipaensis is the source of this 1996-nucleotide messenger RNA. RefSeq names its product protein WVD2-like 6. Gene Ontology annotation, molecular function: microtubule binding. NCBI's taxonomy places the organism in Eukaryota, Viridiplantae, Streptophyta, Magnoliopsida, Fabales, Fabaceae. The record is from RefSeq and is a predicted model, not a curated record.